Molecule: messenger RNA, 714 nt
Organism: Aspergillus tanneri
Lineage: Eukaryota; Fungi; Ascomycota; Eurotiomycetes; Eurotiales; Aspergillaceae
Product: protein tyrosine phosphatase-like domain-containing protein
Exons: 3
Coding region: 1-714 (237 amino acids)
Biological process (GO): sphingolipid biosynthetic process; fatty acid elongation; very long-chain fatty acid biosynthetic process
Cellular component (GO): endoplasmic reticulum membrane
Molecular function (GO): 3-hydroxyacyl-CoA dehydratase activity
Source: RefSeq, a predicted model, not a curated record
AUGCCCUCUCAACAAACCCCCAAAUCCAGGGGCUCAUCAGGCCUAACACGUCUGUACCUCAUUGUCUACAACUCCGUCAGCCUCGCCCUUUGGGCAACCUGUACCCUACGGGGUUUCUAUCUCCUUGUUAAUCUUGUCCUCUCCGGUUCCGAUAUCCCAUCGAUUAUCCCGACCGUCUUCAACGAGAUUUUCUCCCCGCUGCUCCUAACCACCCAGACCCUGGCCGUGCUAGAGAUCCUGCAUAGUCUGCUCGGGCUUGUGCGCGCCCCGGUCCUCACGACAGCCAUGCAGGUCGCCAGUCGCUUGCUGGUGGUCUGGGGUGUGAUGUUCCUGUUCCGUGACGGGGUUGUCCUGGGUCGUGGGGAGGUGGUGCGCGAGGCGAAAGUAGGCGAUUAUGCCUUCUUCGGGUGCUUAGGUGCUUGGGGCGUUACGGAGUGUAUUCGAUAUGGGUUUUUUGCGUUGCAGGUUCUGGGGACGGGGGUGCCUGGGUGGUGGACUUGGUUGAGAUAUAAUACGUUUUAUGUGCUCUAUCCGUUGGGUAUUACCAGUGAGUGUGUUUUGGUUUUUAAGGCUCUGGCUCCGGCUAAGGAGCUGAAUCCCCUCUACCGGUGGCUCUUGAUCGUUGUGCUGGGUAUCUAUGUCCCUGGGUCAUAUAUCUUGUACUCUCAUAUGAUUGCGCAGAGGAAGAAGGUGCUGAAGAAGAGGGCGGAAUAG